Messenger RNA from Orbicella faveolata, 1242 nucleotides. RefSeq names its product putative bifunctional dTTP/UTP pyrophosphatase/methyltransferase protein. The record is from RefSeq and is a predicted model, not a curated record. NCBI's taxonomy places the organism in Eukaryota, Metazoa, Cnidaria, Anthozoa, Scleractinia, Merulinidae. Gene Ontology annotation, molecular function: nucleoside triphosphate diphosphatase activity.
GAUUUUUCCCGCCAUCUUAUCUUAGCGACCAAGCCUUCUGAAUUUCGCCAGCAACGCCUGGUAGAUAUCUGCUGUCGAUCAACAUGCUUGAACCGCUUCUCGAAGUUUUAUCAUCGCAGAGGAUAAUUCUUGCAAGUUCUUCGCCAAGAAGAUGUGAAAUCCUGCGAAAAGUUGGCUUGAAUUUUGACGUAAUUCCAUCAAGAUUUGAGGAAACGCUCGAUAAAAGCGCCUUCAAACAUCCAUAUGAGUAUGUUUUGGAAAAUUCUAAGCAAAAAGCUCUGGAGGUAGCCGGGAGAAUCGAUGAGAGCAACAAAGCCAACUUGAUUAUAGGAGCUGAUACUGUGGUUGUCUUGGAUAAAGAAAUUCUGGAAAAACCCAAAGAUAAAGAUAAUGCAUUUUCUAUGUUGAAAAGUUUGAGUGGCAAGGAUCAUGCUGUGUUCAGUGGUGUUACUCUUUUACAAAGUGAUGGUACAAAAGGUGUGUAUAUUACACAAUAGGAAAUUCUUCAGUCUAUAAUCUAACUUGCGAACAGGCUCCUGGCGAGGGUGAAAAAAAGAAUUUGGCAAGCGAAGCAAGUAGGGUGGGGCAGGGCGGAAGAACCUGUUGACAUUCUAUUGAUGCUGCCGUUCCAUGAAUCUAGUAUCCUGUUCUGAUGGGUUAAAUCACUGAUUGCUGACAGCUUUUUUAUCUGCCCUCACCGGGAAUCUGUUCACAGGCUAUCUAUAACCUAAAUUAUUUCCUUAAAUUACUAAAUGUAACUGGUACUAGUUAUCUGUUCAAAUCCAGUGGUUUGGAGGAGACAUACAGUGUAUGACCCAUCCACCUGUGCUGGCACUUUUCUGGUUUCUGUAAGGUGAAGGGACUAGAACUAUUGAUAGACGCCCCUGAUGCUAGUCCAUUGCAGGUCCCUCAAAGUAUUUUGCCUGGUUGCCUAGCAUACAGUCUGUCAGGGACGUAUUUAUACAAACAGUGUACAAUGAGCUACAAAAGUGUUGAGACGCUUGGCAGUAAAAUUCUAUUUUUGAGUCACUUGGAAGCAUUCCUUCCCCUUCCCCCAAAACAAUGUUGAUUUUUCUAUCUUAGUUAAGACUGCACAGACCACAGUACACGACAUUGAAUUGGGAGGUCGGGGGUAUCAGAGAAUUAAUGCUUGAUGCAAAUGAAAUACAAUGAGGUUCAAUAUCGAAAAGUGUCAUUUUCUAGAAGUGUCUCAACUACUUUUGUUGUCCAUUGUAGUACUCC